GAUAGAAAAGGAAAUCACAUUUAAACUCUUUCUCUUAUGUUUCAAGUUAAUCUCUUGUUAAAGUCUCUGAAUUUAAUCAAAUUAAAACCACCGAUUAACCUAAUUGUUAGAAUGUCAACUUACGGAUUCAUUGAAAAAGGUGUUCCAAACACUACUAAUUACCGAAUGUUCCUGACAAAUUCCAGUGUUCCCAUAUCUCCGUUUCAUGAUAUUCCUUUGCUCUCUGAUGCUGCCAAUAAGAUUUACAAUAUGGUGGUUGAGGUUCCCCGAUGGACAAACGCUAAAAUGGAAAUCGCCACAAAGGAAGGCCUAAACCCGAUCAAACAAGAUGUCAAGAAAGAUGCCCUUCGAUAUGUGAAGAAUUGUUUCCCUCAUAAAGGUUACAUUUGGAAUUACGGUGCUUUACCACAAACAUGGGAAGAUCCGAAUCAUUUAGAUGAAUCUACCGGAUGCCGGGGCGAUAAUGAUCCAAUUGAUGUCUGUGAAAUUGGUGAUAAAGUUCAUCCUCGAGGUUCAGUUAUCCAAGUGAAAAUAUUGGGAGUCUUUGGUUUGGUUGAUGAAGGAGAAACCGAUUGGAAAUUGAUUGCUAUCGAUGUUAAUGAUCCACUAGCCAAACAAUUGAACAACAUUAAUGAUGUUGAAACAUUAAAAACUGGACUAUUAAAGGCAACUCACGAAUGGUUCAAAAUCUAUAAGGUUCCUGAUGGUAAACCAGAAAAUAAAUUCGCCUUUGAUGGUAAACCCAAGGAUAAAGCUUUCGCUGAAAAUGUAAUCGCUUUAACUCACGAACAUUGGAAAAAAUUGAUCACCGCUUCACCAGAAUCAAAUAUAAACACUUCGGGACUUGACCUACGAAAUGUGACCAUUGCCAAUUCACCUUAUAAGAUAGAAAAUCCUCUCACUAUUGUAGACUCUUCCCCUGACCUUGCCACACCCAAAGAAAUCACAGAUUCUGAACAGGUAGCCAUCGAUAAAUGGUACGUUGUUGGUUAAUUUCAACAACAAAUUAUCGCCACGAUUUCAAUAUCGAAUUAUUUUUAGUAACAAGAUACUUAUUGUUAGAAUCCUUUCAAGGAAAAUCUUGAAAAUUUUGGGAACAAAAAGGUAAAGGGUUAAAAUUGAAGGUCAAUUCUGAUCUGUAUUAGUUUUCCUAAUGAUGAUCUUGAGCUUUCAACCGAUGGUCAGAAAUUUACAUGUUAAUCUGGUUUUUCGAGAAUAAAUAAUUUUCUUGGACAAUA
Messenger RNA from Panonychus citri (citrus red mite), 1238 nucleotides. RefSeq lists its product as uncharacterized. Gene Ontology annotation, molecular function: magnesium ion binding; inorganic diphosphate phosphatase activity. Gene Ontology annotation, cellular component: cytoplasm. The record is from RefSeq and is a predicted model, not a curated record. The transcript has 2 exons. Gene Ontology annotation, biological process: phosphate-containing compound metabolic process. NCBI's taxonomy places the organism in Eukaryota, Metazoa, Arthropoda, Arachnida, Trombidiformes, Tetranychidae. The coding region runs from base 37 to 993 and encodes 318 amino acids.